AUGCUGUUUCUCAAGGAAAAUCCGUUCAGGAAACGUCUGUGUCAGGUGUUCUCCAAGAACAACUCCGGCGCGCUCACUUUUGACGACUUCCUGGACAUGAUGUCCGUGUUAAGCGAAGCAUCUCCGAGACAGAUUCGAGUCGCUUAUGCUUUUCGAAUUUUCGACUACAACGAUGACGGGUACUUGGGAUGGUCGGACUUGGAGCAAGCCGCAAACGAGCUCACUUCAGGUGGGCUGGACAAGGAUGAAGUCCACGUCAUUGUCGGCAAAAUCAUGGAAGAAGGCGACAUCGACGAUGACGGGAAGCUGUCCUUCAUCGAAUUUCAGCAUAUUAUCGAACGCACACCCGACUUCAUGACCAACUUUCAUGUUCGUAUUUAG
Molecule: messenger RNA, 381 nt
Organism: Notodromas monacha
Lineage: Eukaryota; Metazoa; Arthropoda; Ostracoda; Podocopida; Cyprididae
Source: the annotation of a GenBank genome assembly